GCAGAAUCUAUUAAAAUUACAUACUACCGCAGACACACUAGUCUGCUAAGGAUCAGUCUCCGUGACAGACCAUACGGACUGGAGGUUGAGUUUCGAAGACUUAUCAAGGACUAGUGGCUCAGAAUGGAAAGUAAACAGAAAUCUGAUGUCUGUUACAAACACGCCUACUCUGUUUUAGAUGUCUAACCCGGAAGUGUUAGAGAUUCAGCGUAGUUUACUUUUUGCGGUAAGACAAUACAUUUUUUCGCUAUUUAUUUAAGAUAUAACACCAAAUGGAUUAACUGGACAAGAGAGACUACAUGUUUUGCUCAUGACCAUGAAUAAAAGAAAGUCAAAAACACAGACUGAGGCAAAAGUCAGCAAAAGUUUCAGAAUAGAUGAGCGAUGUUCUGCACAGGAUGAAGAUUUUGAAGAUGAAGAGAGUUUGGAGGACCAUUCGUUCUCCACUUCGAGUUUGGGAGAUAUCGGUGUCAUUGAGAGCAUUACACUGAAGAACUUCAUGUGCCAUCAACACCUUGGUCCAUUCCAGUUUGGUCCAAACGUGAAUUUUAUUGUUGGAAAUAAUGGGAGUGGAAAAAGUGCAAUUCUCACUGCCCUUAUCGUGGGUCUUGGGGGAAAGGCCACCAUGACAAACCGAGGAGUUUCACUGAAAGGAUUUGUUAAAAAUGGAGAGGGCCAUGCAGAUGUCACUGUCAAGCUGCGCAACAGAGGGUCAGAUGCAUUUAAGGGAGACAUAUAUGGGGACUGCAUCAUUGUUGAACAGCGCAUCACCAGUGAUGGGUGCAGGUUAUGCAAGAUUAAGAGUAAAGCUGGACAGAUUGUCUCCAACAAGAAGGAGGAGUUGAUGUCUAUUUUAGAUCAUUUUAACAUUCAGGUAGAUAAUCCGGUCUCAAUCCUUAACCAAGAGAUGAGUAAACAAUUCCUCCACUCAAAAAGUGAAUCAGAUAAGUAUAAGUUCUUCAUGAAGGCGACACUGCUGGAGCAGAUGAGGAGGGAUUAUAUUCACAUCAAGCAGACGGAGGAUGUGACGCGGGACCAGGUGGAGCGGCAGGAGGAGUGUCUGAAAGACCUCAAGCAAGACUAUGUACUGAAGAAAGAGAGGUAUGAGAGUUUGGCAUCCCUCGACGAAAUGAAGAAUACCCUGGAGGGACUGCAGAAGAAGAUGGCCUGGUGUCUGGUUAGAGAGAAAGAGUGGCAGAUUGAGCAGCUGAAGGAACAGGUUGAAAAAGAGGAGGGUGAUGGCAAAUUCGAGGAGAAACUUCUUCUUUGUCAGUCCAAAAUCACCCAGGCUAUGAAGAAGGGCAGUGACAUCCAACAGAAGCUGGACAAGGUACUUGAGGAGGAACAGUCUCUGGCCGAGGAGAGUCACAAGCUGAAGGAAGAACUGAAAGUCAAAAGUAAAGAUCAGAAAGGCCAAGAGGUUGUGUACUUUCGAGCAGAAAAUAAACUCAAGCAGUUGGAAAAGGAACGGUGCCUUCUCUUGGAGAGAAUACACAAAACCAAACAUAUUGAAAGUCAGAAUCAGGAAGUGGAACGCGUCAAACGCCUCAAGAAGAUAUCUGCCCUGAAGAAGCAACUGGAAAAACAUGAAGCCCAAUCAGCUGCACUCAAUCAAGAGAUAAAGGAUAAGCAACAAGCCCUCUUCAAAGGGAGGGAGGAGUAUGACAAACUCAGCAUGGAGGAGAAGAAUAUCAAGGUGUCCUUGGAAGCUAAACUGAAGAGGAAAAACCAGCUGCUGGCCAGCAGGUCCAACAGGCUCAGGAUGUUUGGAGAUCGGAUGCCAGAGUUAAUAGAGUCUAUUAACAAGGCACAUGCCCAGGGACGCUUUGCACACAAACCGGUUGGGCCCAUAGGUUCCUGCAUCUCCCUAAAAGACCCCAGUCUGACCGUUGCGGUGGAAAGCUGCUUGCGUAGCUUCAUGAAGACGUUCUGCUGUGACAACUACCGCGACGAGAGGGUCUUAGAGGAGCUCAUGGCCCCACACUUUCCCAGAGGCAGUCGGCCUCAAAUCAUUGUGUGCCACUUCGCUGAAAAGGUUUACAAUGUCCAGGGCAGAGGGGUGAAGCAUCCUGAGUUUCCAUCUGUGCUUGAUACGCUAAACUGCUCCAGCCCCGUCAUCACCAACUGCCUGAUAGACAUGAGGGGGAUCGAGUGCAUCUUGAUCAUCAAAGAUAGCGCCAUGGCCAGGAAAGUGAUGCAGCAGGGCAGGCCGCCUCGUAACUGCAGAGAAGCCUUCACUUCGGAGGGAGACCAUAUCUACACCAACCGCUACUACACCCCAGAGGCGGAGGUGCUCAUCAAGUAUCUGGGGGGAGACCCCGAGGCAGAAAUCCGUCUGGUGGAGUCUGAGGUGGAGAACCAUCGAGCCCAGCUUUCCCGCUUCCAGCUUCACCUGAGCUCCGUCAAGCAGGACAUCCAGGCCAUGGAGGACAAAAUGAACAGUGUCAUCAUCGCCUGCAAGAAGAAUCAGGCAAGUGUCAAUCAAGUGAAGGCCUCCAUUUCUGAACUGGAUAACAUUGAGGAGUCCCAAAUAGAGGACAUCAGCACCCUGGAAGAGGAGGUGCAAGAGAUUCAACAGAAAAUUGACUUGGAAAGAAAGAAUGUUGAGGAAACGAAGGCUGAACUGGACAGGCAGGAUGCACUUCUUUUGGAUAUUGGCCAGAAGUUACAAGAUGUCAGGAAUAAAAUCGAACUUCUUACUGACGACUCUGAUCAACUGAAGGAAGAGCAAGUGAAGAGGGAGGCUGAGUCCAGCAAGCUGGAUCAGACCGUGAAGAUCCUGGAAAAGAAAGCCAAGGUCCACGAAGAAAACAUCCAGGGCAUGAAGAAUGAGCUUGAAGCCAAAGAAGAGGAGAUUGAGGAAUUCAUAGAGAAGGCCAAACAAAUCAGCCCAGUGCGGCAAUCUGUCGACCGGAGCACAAAAAGUCUGGACACAGAGAUCACUCGUCUGCGACAGAAAAUCACUGCACAGGAGCGUAGCCAUGGAGACAAGGAGAAAGUAAUGAGAGAUUAUGCUGAAGCUCAUGAAAACUAUAAGAGUAAGUCAAGCCAGCUCAGGGAUUUGAAGAAGUUUAUCGAUCGUCUGGACAACAUAAUGACCGACAGACAAGCCCGUUACAAAACUCUUCGAAGGUCGCUCUCUGUGAGGUGCAAGCUCUAUUUCAACAACUUCCUAAUAAAACUGCAGUGCUGUGGCUCCAUGAGAUUUGACCACAACAAUGAAACCCUCUCAAUAUCAGUGAAGCCACCUGGUCAGGAGAAUGACAGUGUGAGUGACAUGCGAUCACUGUCAGGCGGGGAGCGGUCCUUCUCCACCGUGUGCUUCAUCCUGUCGCUCUGGGAGAUCACGGAGUCGCCCUUCCGCUGUCUGGAUGAGUUUGAUGUCUACAUGGAUAUGCACAAUCGCCGCAUCUCACUGGACCUGCUUCUGGAACUGUCUGAGCGCCAGCACCUACGCCAGUUCGUCUUUAUCACACCUCAAACCACUAGCAAUCUCCCCAAAAGUGAUCACAUCAAAAUUCACCAGCUAGAGGACCCAGAGAGAGACCGAAUCAAUGAGGAGGAAGCUACACAGAGGCCCCAGAGUUGAGACACAGUUGUAUUCGUGUGCCACAGACAGAUGAUGGGCUCUAAUGUGGUGCUGGUGUGUUAGUAACGGCUUCUAACACUGAGGCGAAACACGAGUAGGCUACCUAGUGUAGGACUGACUAGCACAAUUGCCCAUCACAGGGGAUUUCAUCCAGUGCAGCUUUUUUAUGUACAGGGUUCAUGUCAGGGUCUUUUAUUCUAACUUUUCAAAAUGACAGUUUUUAAACUUUAUUUUUGUAAUUGAUUCAUUAUCAUUUUAGGAAUAUAUGUUUUAUUAUAGCUUAAUUUAACCAGACCAAUAUUGCCACUGUGUGUGUUCUGCUAAAUGACUUUAAUUGUAAAAGAUAAAUGCUAUGCUCUGCUGCUAGUUAUCCUGGUGCCUUUUUGGGAUUUGACUGUACUGUUGGUAUGGCAAAAAGGCAAUAAUGCAUAGGGUUUGGAGUCACCCUGUUAAAGAGUUGAAAUGCUUUUAUGACCGUCUAUUGUAUUUAUUUUUAACAAAAUAAAAAAAAUGUGGAUACAGGCAAAUCACUGAAAUAUCCCAGUGGGUAUGCUUUUUUAUUGUUGAUUUUUGAACCACAAUGUAAGUAGUGCAAUCAUGACAUUUGUUACACCUGGAAUUAAACACAUGCCACAUAUAAAAACAUGAAUAUAGGUCUGACACUGUUAAAUUACUCACUUGCUUAAAUUUGGUAUUUCCUUUAUGUAUUAAGUACAAAUAUUUACAGGGCAAAAUACACUGUAACCAGCAAGAGUUGGAGAUUGUACAAACAAUGUGUUGUUUUUUUUUAAAUGUUUUUUUAUUUAUUUUUAUUUUUUUUGCUUUGUUUGUUUUUUUUUUGCUCAGGGGGGUUUGUCUUUGUGUGUCUGUGGGAUGCAGCAUCCGAGGAUAAGUAGGACUGGAAUGAGUGCUCAGUGCAGGGCAGAGCUAGCAGGCUCCCCACGCACUACCAGUGGAACACAAGGUCACUGGCCUGUCACAUGAGAGUACCAUUUAACAAAUACAUUUAAUCCCUAGAAUCCAAUUAACCUUAGUUUGCCAGUAAUCAUUUCCACCUAAUGAUUAUUUAUAGUCUCUUCUCUUGAAGGGGAUGCUGCAUCCCAGCCAGACCUGUUCUUAAAAUACUUGGUGUGUUGGUCUUCGGGAUGUAAACUUGAAUUCAAAAGGUAUCUCAAUACAAAAAACGAGUCAAUAAAAAUGCAGUGCCCUUCAAGUAAACUUGUGUGACAAACACAUUGGGAGGGGCUUAUCUUCAUGUACACAAAAUGGAGAACUUGAGCACAGGGAGAGUGGUGGGGAGGGGGUCACUUUACCAAACUGGGGAAUACUUGUAGCAUAUUGCCUUUUUCAUCUGAAACACUACUUGUGGUAAAAACACAAAUAGAUAAUGCAACCACACUGAACAUGCUCACAUCAAUGUGUUCUAAAACCAUAUUUCUGGUAAUAGAACAGCAAUGUGCUACCCUUCAUGUUCCCUAUGGUUUGAUCUUUUUAAGCAGGGCUUCUGGACGUUGACAUUUUUGCUAGCUUGAGAUGGAGUCGGACUGUUUUCUUUUAGGAAGGUGACCCCCGCCCCGGCAGGGGAGCUCUCCAUCCCAUUUGCAGCUCGAUGCAUAGACUGACAUUUAAACACGUUAGCGUGAUCGAGAACAUCUCUCGGGGCGAGGGUUCGAGAGGAGUGUCCUGAGGGAGGACCACAGACAAACACAAGUACUACUAAGGAGACAUGCUGGCACAGGAAUGUGAAUAGUGUAGAAAUGGACCACGAGUGAAUAUCCCACACACCGAGCGAAAUGAUGUUCAAGGGCUUUUUCUUCCUCUUUUACUCUUCUAGAGGCUUAACCUGAACACAGCACAUGCAUGCACUAGCGACAUUUAGAGUUCUGUGGUCUGAGCAUACUGGGAGGGGCUAACUGUUUGCCCUCAGGUUAUCUGACAAUAACUGCUUUUAUCUCUUGUCUUGAUAUAACAGGUGGUAUUAUGUCUUGUAUUUAUAUUAUUUUUAUGGGGAUAUUUUCUCCUCUUGACAACUAUUUAGAACA
Clupea harengus (Atlantic herring) is the source of this 5631-nucleotide messenger RNA. Its product is annotated as structural maintenance of chromosomes 6. Gene Ontology annotation, molecular function: single-stranded DNA binding; damaged DNA binding; ATP hydrolysis activity. Gene Ontology annotation, biological process: double-strand break repair via homologous recombination. The record is from RefSeq and is a predicted model, not a curated record. Gene Ontology annotation, cellular component: Smc5-Smc6 complex; nucleus; site of double-strand break. NCBI's taxonomy places the organism in Eukaryota, Metazoa, Chordata, Actinopteri, Clupeiformes, Clupeidae.